Hypoxylon fragiforme is the source of this 1393-nucleotide messenger RNA. RefSeq lists its product as uncharacterized. The coding region runs from base 476 to 826 and encodes 116 amino acids. The record is from RefSeq and is a predicted model, not a curated record. NCBI's taxonomy places the organism in Eukaryota, Fungi, Ascomycota, Sordariomycetes, Xylariales, Hypoxylaceae. The transcript has 3 exons.
AGGCACAACAGCAUCCUCUUUAAUGCUGUGCCUUCGCACCAGGAACGGGAUGAAAAACUAUCAUUAAAAUUACCCGACUCGACGUAGCCUGAAACCUGUUCGCUUUGUUUCAAUUGAGCCAAUUAUCUUCUUUUCAAGGCUACCUCUAGCUCAUGUAAGACCCCCACUACCUAUUCAGGUAUAGGGAGCGAUCCAUGGAUGCUUAGGUGCAUCAACUAAGCGCUUGGAAAAUCUUUGAUCCAGAUUAGUCCCAUUUUUAUGUUUAGAUCCAUAUUGUGGGGCUAUGCUAUCUUAAGUUUUUUUUAUCUCAAAAGAUUAACUGAGAUGACCCUUGGCAAAAAGGUUGUGAAGCACGGCUCAACCAUACCAGCAUCAAAGACAGAACCACCCAUUUCACAAACGUCAUUGCGAUAACAACAUUCCUUCCACUCAGAUCACUCAGAUCACUCAGACUCGAUUUACUUAAGUCAUCACCAUGUCAAGUAGUAGCACCGUUGCCGCCGAAAAGGUGCAAGAGCCUCAAGGCAUGCGCAAGAAUGGCAAACAAUGGCAUCCACCACGGAAAGCCUUUCGGCCAGGAUCUGGUUUAACCUCAUAUGAGCAACGAGCAAAGACACGCAUGGCGACAGUCGCAGUAAAAGCUAGGGAGAAGGAAAUGAAGGACGAGAAGGAGACCGAAAGAAAGCAACGAGUACAAGCCAUUAAGGAAAAGCGCGCAGCAAAGGAAGAGAAGGAAAGAUACGAGAAGAUGGCAGAGAAGAUGCACAAGAAACGAGUUGAGCGCUUGAAGAGGAAAGAGAAGCGCAACAAGCUUCUCAAGUCAUGAGUCAUGAGCGAACGUUCAUGAAAGUACCAUUUACCUCUUUGUCUGCGAAUACCUACCUGCCUGCCUACCUGCCUACAUACGAAAGAGAAAUGGAGACGACAAGUCAGCCGACUUAGGAUUGUCAAGGGCUAAGGCAGUCUGAGAACCGUAGGUUCAACGGCUCUCCACCGGCCGGUUCUGGGGAGUUGGUGGACAUAAUCUUGAUUGGAACACGCCCCGAUCUCACCUAUGGUCUAUAAAAGGGAGGGUCGAUGUUCUUUAUACGAUGCUUCUCUAUCAGUUCCAAGUUUGGAACGACAGAUACUGGCAGAGUAGUACAUGCUUAGGGUGCCUAAACGAUAAGACUUGAGCGUCAACCAAGAAACAGCGCGGGCUAUUUGUAGCAGGCAACUUACCUAGUACCUCGACAGGAUCUACCGAUUUGAUUCACAGAGCCUAAAUGCCUGGUAGAUACUUACCUAGUUAAUACACAGCAAACAAUGAGACAUAAUUCAUAAUGGACAUCAACAUAUUCAUUGUGUAGUUUGAAAAUAGUUUGUUCGCAUAAUCACCAAAGCGGCGUCGCCC